Cajanus cajan (pigeon pea) is the source of this 943-nucleotide messenger RNA. Its product is annotated as ribosomal protein L29 family protein. NCBI's taxonomy places the organism in Eukaryota, Viridiplantae, Streptophyta, Magnoliopsida, Fabales, Fabaceae. Gene Ontology annotation, molecular function: structural constituent of ribosome. Gene Ontology annotation, biological process: mitochondrial translation. Gene Ontology annotation, cellular component: mitochondrial ribosome; mitochondrial large ribosomal subunit. The record is from RefSeq and is a predicted model, not a curated record.
ACUGCUCUCUUCCUUCCUCCUUUCCUCGAAAAGCUCUUAAACCCUGACCUCAACUUUUAGUUUCUUUUGUUAUGAAUUCAUCUUCGUAGUUUCAUCGUCACACUACUUGUGUCUUCCUCUUUGCAGUGCCAAUUGUAUUUUUCUUUUCUUCAGCCAUGUUUUUGUCAAGAACACUUGGACGGACACUCUUUGCUGCUGCUGCUAGAUCAAAACAUUAUGCCACUACUGCUGCUGCUGCUAACAGGAAAGGACACAAUCCCCUUAAGGAGUUCUUUGAGGCAGACAGGAGCGCUGAAAAUGACAAACCUGUUGUUUAUGGUCGGAGUUGGAAGGCAUCUGAACUGCGUCUGAAAUCUUGGGAUGACCUUCAUAAGUUGUGGUAUGUGUUGUUAAAGGAGAAGAACAUGCUGAUGACCCAGCGUCAAAUGCUUAAUGCACAGAACCUGCGUUUUCCUAACCCAGAGCGCAUCCCUAAGGUUAGGAAGUCAAUGUGUCGCAUCAAGCAUGUACUUACUGAGAGAGCAAUUGAAGAACCAGACCCCAGGAGGUCUGCUGAGAUGAAGAUAAUGAUAAAUGCUCUUUGAUGACUUGACAUGGAUUUGUUUCUGUAAUGACAUUAUUGGGUAUGCUGUUAGUACAGGACAUCUACAUUCCUGGAUGUAACUUGUGAAGUUGCUGAGUUGAAGCAUUCUGUCCAAAAACAUUGUUUACGAAAGGGUUUUUUUACCUGGGAAUGAGUUUUGCUUGGUUUUGUUUUAGUCAGUCCCGCGGGAAUCUAAUCAUAGAAAUCAUUGUUUCUAGCGGUCUAUUACUCGAUAAAGUGUUAAGUAGGUUACAUCCCAAAUAUUUGCUGUCCUAUAUUUCGUACUUUUAGAUGUAUCAAGCAAACAGAUGCUAUCAUAUUAUCAUAUUAGAGUUUCUGCAAAAUGUUAAGAGAAGAUGA